CGGUGGUGACAGUUGAGUGGGCAGAGCUGUGACAAAGUCAAAUAUACUCCGCUGGUGGCGGCUUUUACGCAGAAAAUGGGAGGAAAUCAGUCUGGUCGUGAAGCUUUAGUCUGUUUUUAAAGAGGAGGAAUUCUAAAAUAAGUGUUGAAGAUCAUGGAUCGGAUUAUUAAUUGAUUCUGAUUAUCUGGCAAUCGUUCAAAUUAUGAGUUGAUAAAUGAGGAAGACGGAGAGGUGAUGAUGGAGGAACCGCCGCGAAGUGACACCAACACAGACGAGCAUGAGGGUUUUAACUUGAGAGGACCAGGAACUUGGUUUUAACGCUUUAUGGAGUCACAUUGACUUUUUUUUUCUUCUACCAUGCAUAAGAGAUGGAUACGUCGGAGGCUGCCUGUCUUGAUUUUCACCUUCUUCAUUAUUCUCUACGUGGAUUUUCAAUUACGCACCAGCAGCCUCCCCAAACUCAGCGUGGCUCAGCAGCACCAGCCGGCACCCGGCGCGCCUCACCGCUCCAUCCAGGAGUCUCCAUCCCCGGUGAAGGACGCGCAGAGCCCGGCGAGGAACAGCACCAGCAGCGGGAAAGACGGUCAGCCUGCUUCUGAACGAGCGCACGACACCACCCAGCCGAAACUGAAGCUGGAGGACAUCUUCAUCGCCGUGAAGACCACCGGGAGGUUCCACAAGACGCGCCUGGCGCUCCUUCUGGAGACGUGGAUCUCCAGAACCAAGGCGCAUACGUUCGUUUUCACAGACGCGGAGGACGAGGAGCUUCGUUCGGAAGGUCAUAACAUGGUGGUGACUGGCUGCCAGUCAGAUCACAGCCAGCAGGCUCUGUCCUGCAAGAUGUCUGCCGAGUACGACGGCUUCAUGGCCUCAGACAAGAGGUGGUUUUGUCACGUGGACGACGACAACUACGUGAACCCGGACGCCCUCCUCUCGCUGCUCUCGGCUUUUCCCCAGGAAGGCGACAUCUACGUGGGCAAACCGAGUCUGGACAGGCCCAUCACUGCUCACGAGCUUCUGGAGGGCAAUGCAACGAGGGAAGUGCGGUUCUGGUUCGCUACAGGAGGAGCUGGAUUCUGUCUGAGUCGGCGGCUGGCGGAGAAGAUGGCGCCCUGGGCCAGCGGCUCUCGGUUCGAGCAGACGUCGGCGAGGAUCCGUCUGCCCGACGACUGCACGGUGGGCUUCAUCGUGGAGAAGAGGCUGGGCGUCUCCAUGGUCCACUGCCCGCUGUUCCACUCACACCUAGAGAACCUGCUGCUCGUCAGCCAGAGAAGCAUUCCCAGCCAGGUGACUCUGAGUUAUGGGAUGUUUGAGAACAAGAUGAACAGCAUCGAGGUGAAAGGAAGCUUCUUGAAGGAGGACGACCCCUCCAGAUUCAAGACCGUCCACUGCAUUCUGUACCCUUUCACCAGCUGGUGUCCUUGAGCUCUUCAUGGAAGACGACGACUUCCAAACACGCCCUGGACGACGCUGGUUAUCCUCCUGGAUGAAGUGCUUUUUCCUCGAGCAUCACAUGAGUGCAGAGAAAACUGAUGGAUUUCAUUUGAUGGAACAAACUCCAGAACUGGAGAAUCAGUGAGUGACUGAACAGUUCACCUCCUGAGCCUGAAAUCAAGUGAUCAGAUGGACACUUUGACGAUGAACUGUGAACAAACAGACUUUUAUGAAUCUUUUACGGCUGAAUGUUUUUGUGAAGCACUUGAGACGACGCAGCACUUAAAACGCUUUUCAGAUGUUUUGUUGACAAAAUAAACCUGAAAUGCAAAUAUUUCUAAAAAAAAAAAAAAAAAAAAAAUGUACACACACGUCUGUUUACAUUGAUGUCAUAAAAUUUAGAUUUAUAUUUUGUCAGACUCCACAGAGAGGAACACAACACGACCUGAGUUACAUUCAGGUGUCGCGGUGGCUGAAGCUGCUGAAUUUAUUGUAGUUUUCUUUGAUUUCAUACGUGGCCUCCUGUGGUUUAUUUGUGUGUGUGUGUGUGUGUGUGUGUGUGUUGUUCUGAAGGUGAUGGCGUCCUUGUGUGCCAGUGAAGUCUGCACACAGUGAACCAUUCUGACCCUCCCCACUCUCCCUCCUUAUCCAAACCUCCUGUUCCCCCUCCCUCCUUUUCUCACUUGCUCCCUUCGUUCCUCCACCCCUCCAUCUGUCUCUGUGUUUACUCAGUUUUGUCCACAAACCAAGGCCACGGCUGAAAGUAAAAUGAACUCCCACUCA
This is a messenger RNA of Acanthopagrus latus (yellowfin seabream), 2217 nucleotides long. RefSeq names its product MFNG O-fucosylpeptide 3-beta-N-acetylglucosaminyltransferase (gene mfng). Gene Ontology annotation, cellular component: Golgi membrane. Gene Ontology annotation, biological process: regulation of Notch signaling pathway; pattern specification process. The coding region runs from base 358 to 1425 and encodes 355 amino acids. Lineage: Eukaryota; Metazoa; Chordata; Actinopteri; Spariformes; Sparidae. Gene Ontology annotation, molecular function: O-fucosylpeptide 3-beta-N-acetylglucosaminyltransferase activity. The transcript is spliced from 8 exons. The record is from RefSeq and is a predicted model, not a curated record.